Molecule: messenger RNA, 4727 nt
Organism: Myxozyma melibiosi
Lineage: Eukaryota; Fungi; Ascomycota; Lipomycetes; Lipomycetales; Lipomycetaceae
Exons: 3
Coding region: 298-4560 (1420 amino acids)
Source: RefSeq, a predicted model, not a curated record
CUGCUUUUCCUACACGUUUUUUUGUUUUCUGGUUCUUUCCUGCGCAAUUACUCUUCGAUAUCGCAUAGGAGUAUUAGCUUUACAGUUACGGCAAGCUUUGUACGAUUUAGAAUGGUGGCCAGAGCCAGACACAAUUGCGACCGACUAUAGAGCCCACUUUGACGAACAAUUCCAGCACGGCAGACCACCGACGACCGCGAAUCAAUUUAUGACGCCUUGCAGCUGGUGAACGACUUUUCUCUUCUUUGUGGUAUAUCAGCUGUUGGCUCAGCCGAGAAGGAGGUGACAGGAGAACUUAUGCGUCGACGGAUGCCCCGGCUCGUGCCAUUAAGUCGGAGGACGUCCGUCGCCAAGUUCGCGAGCUGUCGCGCUUGUGCGGAGCAAGUCGGUCGGUGCUAUUCCGUUUACUCUCGACCGACGACGAAUGAGCCGUCUGCUUCUCGCAGACCAAGACCUGUCUGCAAACAAUUUUCUCGCGAGCAGACGCCGUGGAUUGGCGACCGGGUGCUUUCACGCGAGUUGAGGAGGUUCAUCCACUUGACGCAACCACGACGGUCGAGUCAUCCGAAAAGUACCUCGCAGUCGUCAAUUGCGGAUAGCGAGCAUGCCGGUGCAGUGGGCGAGCAAGAGGACGAUAGUCGCGCGCCUGGGGAGUCACCGACAAAGCCUACCAAACCGGCAUCCGCCGCGAAGCCCAAUCUUUCGAGCAAAAUGAGAAGGAAAGGAGAAAGCACAGUCAAGAAGUUCGAUCCCAUCUUGCUACCCCCAGAUCUCCACAAUAUAUCGUUACAGGCAGACGCGGCGUUUUUCUCGGAAUGGGUCUACCCACCGGCCGCCACUGCUGAGGAGACACUCAAUCCUGAAAGAGCACACUUGUCAUUUUACUCGAAAUGGGUCGACCCACCGGCCGCCGCUGCUGAGGAGACGCACAAUCCUGAAAGAGCACACUUGUCAUUUUACUCGAAAUGGGUCGACCCACCGGCCGCCGCUGCUGAGGAGACGCACAAUCCUGAGAGAGCAGGCGCGUCAUCUUUCUCGGAAUCGGUCGACCCACCGGCCGUCGCUGCUGACGAGACGCACAAUCCUGAGAGACCACGCUUGCCAAUUUUCUCGAAACGGGUCGACCCACCGGCCGCCAUUGCUGAGGAGACGCACAAUCCUGGGAGACCACGCUUGCCAAUUUUAUCGAAACGGGUCGACCGACCGGCCGUCGCUGCUGAGGAGACGCACAAUCCUGAGAGAGCUGCUGAAAAUCACGACAAACAUCACGACGAAAACCACGACGAAGAUCGCGACCCAGAGGUUGACCCAGAGUCUCCAACACCCACAGAGAAUCAGAGGCCCGGGCUUACGAGAAAGCAAUUUAUCCCAAAAAUCAAGGGAUACUUGCUUGCCUUUGAAAGCUAUCUGGCGUCGGCGAUGCCUAAUUUUGUUCCAAUCGAUGACGAUCGACCGAAGCCAACAGAACAGCAAGGAGAUUUACCGAGUGUUGAGAUUAUGGGUAGUGAGCCUUAUCCUACUGAUCGUCCUCAGAGCCAGAGGGUAGAGCGGCGUCAAACAAACCUGCUUGAACAUGAGGAUAAGAAUGACUCCCCGGAAGCUACAUCUCAUCCUUCUUUGAAAGAAUUGAUAUACUCGUUCUUCAGCCUCUACGCCGACGACCCGAAAUUCCCCGAACUCGGCCAGAGGCCACGGUCGGUGCUCGACUUUCAGAUACAGCAGACGCGCUUCCGACUACAUCUCGGCAGGAAGGAGCUCCCACAAGCCGAAGUCGCUAAAAUCGCGCGCUACUUAUUCCAAACCGACGAUCUCGAUCCGGGUAUGGUUGCGGAUUUAUUCAAGCACAUGUACCGGCACCAAAUGCACGCCGACAUCAUCAGGUUCGCACUGCGGACCAUGGAAAUUUGGACCGCGGCCGAAGCCACGAGCUUGUUUAUUCUGCACAAAGCAGCUUUACCGAAAGUUGCCAUGGCUGUCAUGUUCCGCACCUGCGUCGGCUUACAGCAGCAUCAUUUCGCGCGCCAGAUAUUAGCAGAGGCGUAUUCGGACCCAGCUUUUGCAGAAAUAUUUGGAGUGAAUAAUAGCGAGGAGUUGACAGAGCUGGAAAAGGAGCUUUUCUUCCAAGCGCAGCUCGAACACUCGAUUACCAACGCGACAGAUCCCAAAGCACUUUCCGAGCUGGUCAACGGUUCUAAAAUGAGCGACUUGAUCCGACGCAGCGAGGAGACGAUGAAGCUCGUGAUUUCCCGGCUGAUCAAGCUGGGAGACACUAAUUCAGCGGUUGACAUUGUCGUCAACUCUGUCUUUCGCAAUCCUCAAUACAUCUUUUACGCGCUGGAGAUCGCUGUCGAAGAGGGCGCUGAGCUCUCGGGGCGGCUGGAUGACAUCCUCUCGUCUGGUGUUGCGCAGCUGUUGGCGGCCGGCAGGACUUUCGACAGUCUUAGAUUUGUCGUGGAUUUGACGGACCGGCACAAUACCAUGGAAGUCUGGAGUUUUCUUGCCACAGGCUCCCGUACGGCAAUCACUCGCAGCGAAGAUGUCGAUCAUGAUCUGUGCACAAAUUCCGAGAGACUCUCAAAGCGACUAGCGCGGGCGUUUCUAAACCGCGCAAUCGAGUUUGGCGACGCAACAUUGUUUCUACGCGUCCUGCAGACGAAAUUGCCGGAACGGGUCUAUAUCCAUAUGGCGCCUGGCCACACGGCUGAAAUGUAUGAGCUCUUACUGAAGCGGACGUACUCGUCCGAAAUGUCUGUGCUGACCGAGCAGCGGACUAUCAACAUGAUGGCCGCGCUUUUGUCCGCGCAGAGCCCGAUUGCGGCGCGCAGGAGUUUCCAGCGAUUGCUGAGCCGGAUCCGGAGGUACCGCGAUGUAACAGAAGAGCGAAAAUUGCAAUAUGUGUAUGCAAUGUUGUCGGCGCUGGCUAAAGUGCCCGGAUUGCAAAUGUCAGCGCGGUUCUGGAUGGUCAUGGAGCCGAUUGUUCUCCACGGCAGCGAGAAUUUGCGGAAAGCCGUCACGAUGCGGUUCCGCAAUACCAUUGGGCCCGAUACAGCGCUCGCGGUAUUACACAAUCACGUGGACAAGCAUCGCGCCACUCUCACGUACGAUUACUUGUUGCUUUGCGGAUAUUUGUCCUUGCCAAAGAAACCUUCUAGGGACCUGCCGGAGAAGCUGUUUUCGGAACUCAAGUGCACGAUUCUCAGUAUGCUAUCCAACCAUAGCGUCGCUGACGAAUCUGAGUUUCCGGAGGUAGCUCUGAGAACGACCGAAACGAUGCCGGCUGAGGUGAUAAAUGCUCGAACAGUUGCAGUUGAACGUCUUGUCAAUAUGAUGCAUGAGAAGUAUGACUUACCCGAAUCCUUUUUCCAAUGGUAUCUACAGGUCAUGAUGUAUUACCAUCAAUUCGAAUUUGUGUUUGAGACAAUCAUGGCUGGACAUGAGCAAUUAAUGAAGGCGAAUCGCGGAGAAAGAAGAAAGAGCAAAGUCAGGUUGAACAAGGUAUCCCAGUCCUUGCUGGAGGAGCUCCAGUUCAAAGCACUUCAGGCGCGACAACCUUAUUGGGCCUUAUACGGCUGGGGACUCGGACAAUUUAUGUUUGGUAGAACACAACCUGAACACGACGAAAAAUUGAUUCGUCUAACGUUCAGACUGCUCGAGUCCGAAACAAAAUCAGGGCUGGAGGGGUCGGAUUUCGCAUUACGAAUGGAGUGUGUGAAACUGAUGUCGGAGAUCAGGAGCAGACACAUUGAUCAAUGGAUUGAGAGAGUCACGAAUAUUCUCAAGCAGGGUUUUGAACUCAUUCGUACUGAUGAGCGCGAGAGUCCCUUUAUUAGCCCGAGUGCUAUUAUGAUGGUCUCUGAAAAGAGACUGACUGAAGCUCUGAAGACCCUCGUUGCCGCCGCCGAUGUUUAUUGCGAAUUACCGCAAUUUAAUUGGGAACAAUACUUGUGGCGUAUGCGCAGAGUGCUUCUUCAUCGCGCUAGAGGUCGUCACAUCUAUUUGAUAGUCGAGGCGCGGUAUUCUGCACUGGUCAGACUAGUCAAGAAUUACGUUCGUCUGCACGACUGGUGGGGCGUCGAAUUGGAGCUCAUACGGCGUGGGCCGGAUUAUUAUUUUGAUCGCCAUAAGCAGGCGACGCGCAUAAAGGCAGAUGAUGAGCUUAUGGAAGCGAUGAGCGAAAUAGGAUAUUACACGGAAGCGGGAGUCAGGCGAGACAUCGGGGAAGUGUUCAAGGACCAAGAAAAAGAAGAGCAGAUAAAGGUCGAAUUUAUGGAAAGGUUGCAAGACCGAGACCCGCUCGAAUGGGGAACUGAACAUUUAGAUGAAGCGUCAGCAUCCGCUGCGGGGCAGCCCGAGACUCGGAGACGCAGAAGAGAAAUGCCCAAAAGAGACACAAGAGUGCUCCUGCGACUGCAGGCUCUGCGUCGAAGGCGUCCUCCGCGUCCGCCGUACCGUCGCCCACUGUACCGCGGCAACACAGUAAAGUCAGGAGAAUAUUACCCUGGAAGGGGAAGGCAUCCUGCGACGGGAGAAUAUGUGUCAGACACAGACUCUGCGGCAUAGCGGCGUCAUCGUAACAAGGAGGUGUAAAGCGCAUUGUACUGUCAUAUAGAAGAGUUUUUUUGUAUCAUAUGGGUAAUGCAUCAGGUAUUUAGGAUAUAUAGUAAUGAUAAGAAAUCAACAAUCAUAUGAAUGAACAAGCACGCCGCACGCACUGUGAGGCUCGGCGU